CCCCACAAAGGAAUAAUGAAAUCCAACACAGGAAUGCACUCUCACAGCACAACCCCAAAGCUCUCUAAAAACAUCUCCUUUUUGUCCCACCAUUGUUUUUGUCCCCAUCAGUUUUUGUUCACCCUUUGCCCCUUUUGCUCUUCCUCCUCCUCUUCUUUGUGAAUGCUAUUGAGUUUUUGGCCUAAGUUGUUGUGUCAUAUCCCAAAGCAGAGGCUUAAAGUUGUGAUCUUUGAUGUUAGUAAAGGCAAAAGAGGAGCCUAAAGAGGUGGGGAUGCACUGAUCCAGGCUGCAUUUUGCUCUUUGUCACAUUAAAAGGUCCCUCAUUUUAGGUACCUCCUUUUCUUUUAAUUCCCCAUAGGUUGGUGCCCUUCAAUAUUUAGAUCACAGUACUGCUGCAUUUUGCCACCUAGAUGCAUCAUUCCUCAAAGGCCUUGCACAACCAAAAAGGCAUGAGUUGUUGUCAUUUGAGACUAUCCCUUUUGCUGAUCUUCACAUAAUGAAGACAUUUGAAUCUAAGGUUUGGUUCUGCAUGCUUUCUUUCGAAGAAUGGAAUGAGUCACGGUUCGGCUUUAUGCUUUAGCUAUAUGAAUUAAGUAGUCAGAUCAAUGGCUACAAAGAAUAUGCCUCAAACUCUCCCAGAAAAGCAGCUCAAAAUGCCCGGUGACCAAGCAGUCGAGCCCCCUUCUCGCAAGCCUUCACCUUUGCAGAUUCCUAAACCAACCAAAUCCGGCCCCCCUACACCCAAAAGAUUACCGAAAUCAGUAAACCAAAGUACGUCAAACUCAACUGCAAAAGAGGUGCCUGAGGAGAAAAAACCAACUCACCAAAGGAUGAGAUCUGUUGAUUCUAUGUUAGUUGAUUUUUCUUUGAAGACUGUCGCUUCUUCGGAAACCCCAACACAAGAGGGAGAGUCCACCAAGUCAAAUGAGAAUACAAACACGGAAAAUCACGGUGAUCAAGAAAAGAAAAGUUCUGAACAGAGCAGUGUAAAUAACAGCUGCGCUAAAGUUAGCGAUGGCGUGAGCAGUUUGACAAAGACUAGCGGAAGUGGCAAGACUAACGAGCGAGCUGAGUUUGGCGAAAGCGGUAAUAGUAGCAUUUGCAGGCCCAGUACAAGCAGCGACGAGAGCUCUUGUAGUAGCUUGAGCAGCAGCAUUACCAAGCCCCAUAAAGCAAAUGAUUCCAGGUGGGAAGCGAUUCAGAUGAUUCGGGCUCGAGACGGUGUGUUGGGUUUGAGCCAUUUUAGGCUUCUGAAGAGGCUGGGUUGUGGCGAUAUUGGCAGUGUGUAUUUAUCUGAAUUGAGUGGGACUAAGUGCUAUUUUGCUAUGAAGGUUAUGGAUAAGGGAUCGCUAGCAAGUCGAAAAAAGCUUCUUCGGGCUCAAACCGAAAGGGAAAUUUUGCAAUCUUUGGAUCAUCCGUUUCUUCCGACACUAUAUACCCAUUUCGAGACUGAUAAGUUCUCAUGUUUGGUGAUGGAGUUCUGCCCUGGAGGAGAUCUACACACUCUAAGACAGAGACAGCCAGGGAAAUAUUUUCCAGAACAAGCCGUGAAGUUCUAUGUAGCAGAAGUCCUCCUCGCGUUGGAAUACCUUCACAUGCUGGGGAUAAUAUACCGAGACCUCAAGCCAGAGAAUGUCCUCGUCCGCGAUGAUGGCCAUAUCAUGCUCUCCGAUUUUGACCUCUCCCUCCGCUGCACAGUCAGCCCCACUCUCAUCAAAUCCUCCAACCCUGACUCUGAAUCCUUCCGCAAAAACAACAAUAACAACAACAACAACCAAAUGUAUUGCGUCCAACCUGCUUGCAUCGCACCAUCCUGCAUCCAACCCUCAUGCGUAGCCCCUACCACAUGCUUCGGGCCCCGUCUCUUCUCUUCCAAGUCCAAGAAGGAGCGAAAACCUAAACCCGAGAUCGUAAACCAAGUUAGCCCCUUGCCUGAGCUCAUAGCAGAGCCCACAGAUGCUCGGUCCAUGUCAUUCGUCGGGACCCAUGAAUACUUAGCCCCGGAGAUCAUCAAAGGUGAAGGCCAUGGCAGUGCAGUGGAUUGGUGGACCUUUGGCAUUUUCUUAUACGAGCUUUUGUUCGGGAAAACCCCUUUUAAGGGUUCGGGUAAUAGAGCUACGCUUUUCAAUGUGGUGGGCCAGCCUUUGCGCUUCCCUGAAUCCCCUAUGGUGAGCUUUUCUGCGAGAGAUUUGAUAAGAGGAUUGCUUGUUAAGGAGCCGCAGCACCGCUUGGCAUUCAAGCGUGGGGCAACAGAGAUAAAGCAGCACCCGUUCUUCGAGGGCGUGAAUUGGGCCCUGAUACGGUGUGCGACCCCGCCGGAGAUACCAAAGCCUGUUGAGAUCGAGAGGCCUCCAAGGCCGCCAGCCCCGCCACUGCCUUCGGCAGCAGAAAAAGCUGCUGCUUCUAAUGCCGAUCAGAAAGGUUCGAAUAGCUAUCUAGAGUUUGAUUUCUUUUAGCUUUUCUUUAAAUCUCUUAAUUGGAUGAAGAUGCUGUAUCAAGUGAAGGUGUAGGGUUUUCGAAUAUCUGAGGCUAGCAGGUGAUCUUUUAUUGUAAUUGUUAGCCCUGCCAUCAUAUAUUGUGUUGUUUCCAAGCGACCUGCUUAAGUUCUAAUUUGUAUUCUUCAGUCAUUCCUGAAACAUAUUAAUCAUUUCCAGUGUUGAUUAUUCAGAUA
This is a messenger RNA of Ananas comosus (pineapple), 2671 nucleotides long. Its product is annotated as serine/threonine-protein kinase D6PK-like. The coding region runs from base 606 to 2456 and encodes 616 amino acids. Gene Ontology annotation, biological process: protein phosphorylation. Gene Ontology annotation, molecular function: ATP binding; protein serine/threonine kinase activity. Gene Ontology annotation, cellular component: cytoplasm; nucleus; plasma membrane. The record is from RefSeq and is a predicted model, not a curated record. Lineage: Eukaryota; Viridiplantae; Streptophyta; Magnoliopsida; Poales; Bromeliaceae. The transcript is spliced from 5 exons.